GUUGAAACCACCAACCAGUAAUGAGUAUGCCCAUUAUGUUGAGCGCCAGGGUUCCAUGGUAUGUGGUUCGCCCCAGAAAUCUCUACAGGCGCUGGUGGCACAGGGCAGUGCUGCUACUUUUCAGCUGGUGUCUUGCCAUGGCCGUCAUGGCGGAUGAGAAAGCCAAGACUAUCGCGGAUGUGGCCAAAGAAUGGGAUGACAUGGCUGACGGCUGGACAAGUGGAGAGAUGGGCACCUGCGUGCUCGAGUUCAACGUCUUGGUGGAAGAGCUGGUCCGGUCCAAGGUGCCGGAACUGGCUGGAAAGGACAUCUUGGAGUUUGGUGCCGGUCACGGCGUGCUGGGCCUAGCUCUGGCCGAGAGCGGAGCCAAUGUGACCCUGGUGGAUGUCGCGCCGAAGAUGGUGGCGCAGGCCAAGGAGAAGAUCGCAGCGAAGGAGAUGGAAAAAUCUGUCAAGGCCUACUGCUGUGACAUUCUGGUGGACUGCCCCCUGCCACCCAGCACUUUGGAUCUCAUCAUCAGUGGCUCUGUGCUGACCUUCACACCUGACCUGCCCAAGACCUUGGACAAGCUUUCGAGCCUCACCCGCCCUGGCGGUCUCCAUCUGCAUCUCGUCUUCAAAGCCGCCGAGGACGCGGCGCCGCGACCACGGGGCCGCAGCACGGAAUUGGGCUACGAGGACGGCAUGUCGCCAGCCCAACUGGACGACGAACUCGCCGCCGCGGGGCUGACAGUGCUGGAGCGCGGGGACUUGUCUCCACCAUCAAUGGAUUCUGGGAUUGAGAGGUGA
Molecule: messenger RNA, 788 nt
Organism: Cladocopium goreaui
Lineage: Eukaryota; Dinophyceae; Suessiales; Symbiodiniaceae
Source: the annotation of a GenBank genome assembly